AUGAAGUUUGAGACCCCCUGCGAGAACAGAGCAGACCAGCGUGACAAUGACUACGCAUGCGUGAUACGUCUUUACGAACACGGGGAAAAAUAUACAACACAAUUCUGCUCCGCACUUCCUGUCGAUUUCUAUCUCAGGUCCCUGGCCCAGCUGCCUGGAUUUAUCCUGACGGUGCCGCAGUCGGUGUCGGUGCAGGAGGGUCUCUGCGUCCUCGUCCCCUGCACCUUCACGUACCCAGCCCAGUACGACACCGACAAUCCCUCGUCCCAGCUCUACGGACGCUGGUACAAGGAGCCUGCUACUGGGGGCCAGGAUCCUCCCGUGGCCAGCAGUGUCCACAGCCUGUGGGUGUCGCAGGAGACCCCGGGCCGGUUCCGGCUGACGGGGGAUCCAGCGCACGGCGACUGCUCCCUGCAAAUCAGUGACGCCCGAUGGACGGAUGCCGGGAGAUAUUUCUUUAGCUUUGAGAAAGGCCUGUUAGAUCACACUUACCGCUCCAAUUCCGAUGGCACUGACCCUGCGCUCACGAUCUCUGUGCCAGGGCUGACGGAAGAGCCAGAGAUCCAGAUCUCACCGGCGCGGGGGCUACCAGGGACGCUGGUGGCCGGGCAGCCGGUGACUGUGACCUGCACAGCCCCUGGGCGCUGCUCCGGGCCCCCUCCACGAGUCACCUGGACGGGGCCGUUCAGCGACACAGCCCGGAACGUCUCAGCCCAGCUGGCGAACGGCACCUGGGCCCACAGCUCCGCGCUCAGCUUCACACCCAGCCCGGGGGACCACGGCAAAGAGCUCGUCUGCAAUGUCACCUACAGGCCACCACGGGGACCUUCCACCCGCAGAACCGUCCGGCUCAACAUCACCAACUCGCCCGUGCCCCCCAGCAUCACCGGGACCCUGACCAGGAACGGACGCCCCGUGCCAGAGGCGUGGGGAGCUGAGGGUGACGUUGUGUCUCUGGAGACCCAGGAGGGCGACUCCCUGAGCCUGAGCUGUGAGGCUGGGAGCAGAACUGAGACCACCCUGAGCUGGGCCAAGGGGAACGAGUCCCUGAGCCCCGGCCAGGGAGAGGCUGGGCACCUGGAGCUGCCGAAUCUCAGCAGAGGGGACGCUGGGGAGUAUCGGUGCUGGGCCAAGAAUUCCUACGGGUCGGCCAGCCGGGCCCUGCGUGUGCACAUGCAGAGUGAGAGUCCUACCCCUCUAGGGGGCGCCAGCUCUGACUUGGUCCGAGGGUGGGGGAUUGGCUUCCUCAGGCAGCAGGGAAUGGGGUACGGGGCUUAUCCCGUCUAG
Mauremys reevesii (Reeves's turtle) is the source of this 1287-nucleotide messenger RNA. RefSeq names its product sialic acid-binding Ig-like lectin 12. Lineage: Eukaryota; Metazoa; Chordata; Testudines; Geoemydidae. The transcript is spliced from 7 exons. The coding region runs from base 1 to 1287 and encodes 428 amino acids. The record is from RefSeq and is a predicted model, not a curated record.